Messenger RNA from Maniola jurtina (meadow brown), 2422 nucleotides. Its product is annotated as V-type proton ATPase subunit D. The record is from RefSeq and is a predicted model, not a curated record. Gene Ontology annotation, cellular component: proton-transporting V-type ATPase complex. Gene Ontology annotation, molecular function: proton-transporting ATPase activity, rotational mechanism. The coding region runs from base 126 to 866 and encodes 246 amino acids. The transcript has 6 exons. Lineage: Eukaryota; Metazoa; Arthropoda; Insecta; Lepidoptera; Nymphalidae.
CAACCAUAGACAUACUUUUAUCAAUAAUUUGUCUUCUGUCAUCACUCAUCAGGUGAUUGGGGUAGGGAGUAAAAGUACUAAAAUCCUGAAAUUGGGAUAAAACGUUAAUAAUUUCCUGAAUCAAUAUGUCUGGGAAAGAAAAAUUAGCGAUUUUCCCAUCCCGGGGUGCUCAAAUGUUAAUAAAAGCCCGUCUGGCUGGUGCAGUUAAAGGUCACGGGUUGCUGAAAAAGAAGGCAGAUGCCUUACAAGUCAGAUUUCGUAUGAUUUUGAGCAAAAUUAUCGAGACUAAAACCCUUAUGGGUGAGGUGAUGAAAGAAGCAGCAUUCUCCCUUGCAGAGGCCAAGUUCACAACGGGCGACUUUAACCAGGUGGUACUACAAAAUGUCACCAAGGCACAAAUUAAGAUUCGCUCCAAGAAAGACAAUGUUGCUGGUGUCACUCUUCCAAUUUUUGAGUCAUACCAAGAUGGUUCAGACACAUAUGAGCUAGCCGGUCUAGCGAGAGGAGGUCAACAGCUAGCCAAGCUCAAAAAGAACUUCCAGAGUGCAGUCAAGCUGCUAGUGGAGUUGGCGUCACUCCAAACGUCAUUUGUGACUCUGGAUGAGGUCAUUAAGAUCACCAACCGACGUGUCAAUGCUAUUGAGCAUGUGAUCAUCCCUCGCCUGGAGCGUACUCUGGCGUACAUCAUCUCCGAGCUGGACGAGCUGGAGCGCGAGGAGUUCUACCGGCUCAAGAAGAUCCAGGAUAAAAAGAAGAUCAUCAAAGACAAGGCUGAGGCGAGAAAAUUAAAAAUGAAAGAACAGGGCAGGGACGUGCGCGACAUCGCAAACUUACUCGACGAGGGCGACGAAGACUUGCUCUUCUAGGCACGGUCGCCGUGCAAUUCUAUAUAACCUGUUAGUAGUGAGCAGUCAAAUUGGAGCCAAUGUUAGAUCCGCAUUUACAUUGGAGCCAAUGUUUGAUCAAUGAUGGUAACAUAGGAACAAAUGUUUGCUCUACAAAAAUGAUAUGGAGCCCAGUGGCAUGCAGGGACUUCGAAGCAUGGGUAGGCACUUUUAGUUAGGUUACCUAUUUACUGACUGACAGUUUCAACAAAGAUGUUAGUUUAAAAAAUCAACUAUAUUGGAGCCAACGUUUGAUCCAAUUUAAUAUUACGUGCCAUUUGGUCUGCACAAAAAACUUAUCCUACAGUAUUUUAUUUUACGUAAGACAUUAUUAUUGUUAAGGCGAACUUAUGAAACGAUUACUGCGGGUAAUCCAAAUAACAUUUGAUCCAACAUUUGCACCAAUAUUUGUGAUUUGUUUCUCGAAGGCUUCCACAUUUUGACUGCGUUAAGAAAUUGAUAUUACAGUGUUCACACAUCUGUAUUCUGUACAUACCUAAUUAUAACGUCAUUGUUAUUCGCUUGAUAUUGUAACUUAUUACCUUUGCGUUACGGUUUAAAAUCAAAUUAUACGCAUUGGGUUUUUUCAGUAGUUAUCUUAUUUAUAAGCAUUCCAGCUUUUCUUUUAAGUGUGCUAAAAAAAUGAAAAUAGAGAUUUUAAUCCACUUUUUCUUUAAUAAAUAAGGUUAAAUGUAAAAUGUUCAAAUAAAUACAGUAAAAAAUAUGUCUAAGAAUUUCGAACUACCCGCAAUUUUAUGUUACGAUUUUCUUUCGCAUUUUGUAGGUGCAGUAUAUUUUAGUGCCUAAACACCAUAACGUGUGCUGAAAAUGUUUUCGCCUGUCAGUCUGGAUAUCAAAAAAAAACCAGUAACCUAGAUCGAAAUUUACAUCAUUAAUACCUAAAAUUCGCCAAAUUUUACUGAAAUCGAUUAUCAAACAUGAAAUUAAAACGCAUGAUAUUAGCUCGAACUUUAAACAAAAGAAAGAGGCGGAUUUUUGCGGUGCUUAAAAAAUAUGAAACAAGAUACAUCCAUAGUUUAAACAUUGCGAUGCGUUUGAUUAAAAAGAUAUCAAGAAAAAUCUAUUAUAGACGGAUUUUAAAUCCCUAAUGUUCGUACGCCUUUAGUAUUAGGCCAACGCAAAAUGAACUGCAAAUGCCUCCAGUAGUUUCUAACUUAAAAAUUACAAUGAUUAAAUAUCGACUUUAUACAAUUGGAAUAAAGAUAAAAUUUGCAGCGGCUGCAUUUUUUAUUCUUGGCCCAUCACCUUUUCAACUGGCACAAUAUGUAAUUACAAUUCUAUUAUAAUUGGAUAAGGUAGAUAUUUCAUUGUCCGUCAAUAAACUCCUCUAGUACCUUCUGAUGUAUAGUAAAAUAUCGACCUUACGGUAUUUUCCGUUCUACGCGGGCCCCUAAUACUAAGGUAAACUCGAUAAAGUAUUUAAUUGCCCUUGAAAUGUUUUUUCAUAGAUUAUGUUAAGCAGACAUGUAAAUACAAGUUGGUGAAAUGAUAUAUUAAAUAAAAUAUUAUUGACGAAA